Cucurbita moschata (crookneck pumpkin) is the source of this 1328-nucleotide messenger RNA. Its product is annotated as nuclear speckle RNA-binding protein A-like. NCBI's taxonomy places the organism in Eukaryota, Viridiplantae, Streptophyta, Magnoliopsida, Cucurbitales, Cucurbitaceae. Bases 1 to 666 code for a protein of 221 amino acids. The record is from RefSeq and is a predicted model, not a curated record. Gene Ontology annotation, molecular function: mRNA binding. The transcript is spliced from 9 exons.
AUGGAAGUCUCCCUUCUCCUUAUGCGAUGUGAAGUGUGGAGUACAUGGUUUGUAGAUUUAACCGAUUCUGCGAACAGCAUACUUCAAGCUAAUGUUCAAUUGUUGGCUCAUGCAGCAGGAAGACCGGUAGCUUAUGGAUAUACUGAAGUAGGAACCAUUAGUAAUUACCCGGAACCAGUUAUUGGGGGCGGUUUGAGUGCAAAAGGCUACAGAUCUCCAUUUGAAGAUUCAUUAGCAAGUCAAAGACAAGAUAUUGCAGUGGGCAGUAGUCCAGGACUGAUGGAUAUGGCAGACAUAGGUCAUGAAAGGGCCAAUUCUCUUGGUCUCAGAACUGCUGAUUGCGAUCCAAUUUCGUCUCGGGAAUCAAACAUUAUUUUCGUUGAUGGACUUCCUACAGAUUGUACUAGGAGAGAAGUAGGCCAUCUUUUCCGCCCAUUUAUUGGCUAUAAAGACAUCAGAGUUGUUCACAAGGAGCCCAGACGGUGUGGAGAUAAGGCUACGGUAUUAUGUUUUGUCGAGUUCAUUGAAGCAAGAUAUGCCCGGGCUGCAAUGGAAGCUCUUCAAGGUUACGAGUUCGAUGACAAAAAAACUGAUUCCCCUGCUUUGAAGAUUCAAUUUGCACAUUUUCCUUUCCGCUUACCAUCUAACCACGAUGACGGGCGAUGAACUUACAAGUAUGGUUUCCUGUUAGGUGCCCUGUGGAUCCUGUGAAAUAGUAGAAGUUUAUUCCCAGGCAGAACAUAGAAUAAAAUGGUUCAAAUGAAGCAUUUGGCAAAAUGGUGGUUAUCACCCUAUCUGAUCUUACAACAGUUUUCAGUUUUUGAUGUGGGUCGGGAUGAGCCCAGAGAAGAAUCCAAUAGCCAUUUUCCGAAAAUCAAAAUCAUGUUUGGUUUCAGACAUCUUCUGCUUUGGAUUAUGAAAAUGACACAGGGAUAAAGAUUCCUGACGAAGUUUUACAGAGAGGGGGAGGACAAGGGGUCAAAAUUCACAUUUUUCAAGCUUGUGGGGUUUGAAAGCUUAGAAUUUCCUAUCACAAGGGAUACAAAGUUAAAUUCCAUUAUCGAGUAAUUAUAGUUUCAAACAAAUGCUUCAAGACCUGCCUUGGGGCCUGGGGAUACCAAUUAAAGCUGUUCCAACUAAAGCAUUGACCGUGAUGGAAACCCCAAAAAAUGGAGCUGGUGCAGGUACGUACACACCCACAUUAAAGGGGUAAAGAAUAAGAAGGAAGCUUUUAAAAGAAUUGAACAUUUCAUUUAAAUUCCAUUCUGUCUGUCAUGUCUAGGAAUCUAACCUGUAUAUGGCUCUAAACUACAAAUAUUUCUUUGUGA